Molecule: messenger RNA, 153 nt
Organism: Candida tropicalis MYA-3404
Lineage: Eukaryota; Fungi; Ascomycota; Pichiomycetes; Serinales; Debaryomycetaceae
Gene: RPS27
Product: 40S ribosomal eS27 domain-containing protein
Exons: 1
Coding region: 1-153 (50 amino acids)
Biological process (GO): ribosomal small subunit assembly; translation
Cellular component (GO): ribosome; cytosolic small ribosomal subunit
Molecular function (GO): RNA binding; structural constituent of ribosome
Source: RefSeq, a predicted model, not a curated record
AUGGAUGUUAAAUGUCAAGGAUGUCUUAAUAUCACCACUGUUUUCAGUCACGCUCAAACUGCUGUCACUUGUGACUCUUGUUCCACUGUCUUGUGUACCCCAACCGGUGGUAAAGCUAAAUUGACUGAAGGUUGUUCUUUCAGAAGAAAGUAA